CUUUAUUUUAUCAUUAAGAACACCUUUCCUUUGUUCUUCUUUCCUGUGGUAGCCUUGUAACACUUUCAUUUGAGUUUCUUGUGUUCACUAUUUCUUCUUCCUACUUUCUCUCCUUCCAACUUCAGCAAACAAAAGCUUUGUUUUGAGAUCCUGUAAUCUUUCUACUCCUAAAUCUUGCACACUUCUUGCAUUUCUCUCUCUCUCUUUCUCACAAGAUCAGCACCAUCUUCCCCUCUCCGACUUAACAUCAGCACCAUCUCUCUCUGUCCAUGGAUUUCAUAAGCCCCAUUGUAGACAUUGUCAGCAAAUAUGUAAUCGAUCCCCUUGUUUCGCAGAUUGGUUAUUUACUGCACCUCAAGAGAAAUGUUGAAACUCUCGUGGGGGUCACAGAAAUUCUAAAGGCUAUGAGGGAUGACAAGCAACAUGAUAUUGAUGCAGUGGAGAGGGACGGGCGAGUUCUCACUUAUGCAGCGAGGAAUUGGCUGGUGUAGCUGCAAUAUAAGAGGAGUACAGAAAUGGAAAGACAUGUCUGAGAGGUUAGUGUAUAAAUUGUUGGUCACGUUAUAAACUGAGCAAGAAAGCGGUGAAACUCAAGGAAGAGGUCGAUGAAAGGCAUAUCGCAGAAUUCGAAUCAACAAGAAUACCUCCUCCGGAGAGCGUGAGAGAUGGAAACCUCGACCAUAGAAGACCAACCUAGUGUUCGAGAUAUGCUGCAGAAGGUACUUGAUUGCAUAUGUGACCAACGUUAUGGCAUCAUCGGAGUCUAUAGAAUGGGAGGUGUUGGGAAGACAACUUUGAUGGCAAAAGUAAACAAUAGCUUCAAAUCAAAUCCUUAUUUUGACAUUGUGAUAAUGGUUAUUGUGUCUGCCUAUCCGAAUGUAACAAAGAUAGAGAACAGGAUAGGAGAGCGCUUGGGCUUGGAUUUAUCAUCAGGUGAUGAAGAGGCUGCAAGACACAAGUUGUUGGGUGCUUCGAAGAGGAAGAAGUAUUUAUUAAUCUUGGAUGACUUGUGGCAGGAGGAUGAAAUUGGAAUCCCUCAACCCAAAAAUGAAAGUGGGUGCAAGAUUCUUGUGACCAGCCGUAAUCAAUAUGUGUCCACUGAAAUGGGGACUGAAUUCACAAUAGAAGUGAAGAAAUUUUCAGUGUCGGAGUCUUGGAGCUUGUUUGUUGCCAAAGCCGGUCAGCAUGUUAUUUCCCCAUCGAUCAAACCCCAUGCUAAAAUUAUCGUUCGAAAGUGUGAGGGCUUGCCGCUCGCCAUCAUCACUAUUGCCCAUGCUAUGGCAAAUCGAGACACAGUGAGGGAAUGGGAGGAUGCUAUAAGAGAACUGAGACAGUCGGCUUCCAGCCUUCGCGGUAUGAAGGACAAAGUAUUUGAUUCUUUAAAGUUUAGUUAUGAUAGACUAGAGAGUGAUUUGCACAAGCUUUUUUUCCUUUUUUGUGCUUUAUAUCCUGAGGAUUAUUCAAUAAGCCAGUAUGAAUUAGCAAUUCAUUGCCUUGGAGAAGGAUUAGUAGAUAGGCUAGGUAGUUUAAAAGCCACUCAGAAUAAAGUUGCUGCCUUGGUAGGGAGUCUUAGAACCUCAUGCAUGCUCGAAAACGGAGAAGGAGAAGGAGAAGGAGAGGUGAGAAUGCAUGAUAUGAUGCGCAAGCUAGCGCUGUGGAUCACCUCUCUUGAGUCAAAAGACAACCUGAAAUUCUUGGUGCGAGCCCGUGCUUCAUUGAAGGAGGCACCAGAGGCUACUGAGUGGAAAGAAGUGGACAUAAUUUCACUUAUGGGAAAUGAACUAGAAGACCUCCCUAAAUUGUCAGAGUGUUGCCCAAAACUCGUGACCCUGCUGCUUCAUGAGAAUUUUACCCUUAAGUCCAUUCCCUCAAGUAGUUUCUUUGAAUACAUGGAAUGCCUUCGUGUGCUCAAUCUUAGUUACACAAGGAUUGAAUCUGUUAGUCUUGUCUGUCAUCUUUAGUGAAUCUCCGUGUACUGAUAUUAAGUUCUUGCCGCCCGCUAAGAGAGUUACCACCAAUUGGAGGGUUCCAAUAGCUCCAGCAUUUGGAUCUAUCAAAGUGUCAUCAUUUACAGGAGAUGCCUGAAGGGAUGGGAGAUUUAAGUAAGCUACGAUACUUAAAUUUAGGAAGAACGUGAUUUAAAAUUCCAGCUGGUGUAUUUUCUCGUUUGCUUAAGCUAGAGGAGUUAGACAUGUUUGGUGCUUGUAGUAUAUAGAAUGGAGAGUGGAUGAUGAUGAGGGGGAAGGAGAUGGGAGUGGGUCUGAGGGAAAAGGCACCAUUCAUGACAUAGGGGAGCUGACCCAAUUGAUCCAUUUGAGCAGGCUUGGCAUUAAUCUGGAGAAUAUUACAAUUUCCAACUGGUUCAAGCCUUUGGCUAGGAGUAUGGAGUCUUUGGUCUUGAAAAAUUGCAGGGUUAAAGAUGUUGAUGCCUUUGACUGCUUUGGACGAGUCUCAAUGUCUACCCACAUUAUGCAUCUUGCAGUGCCAGGGUGUGACUCGGGUACCAACUAGUGUUUCACAUGCUCUCCAGAUAGAAAGUUGUGAGGAAUUGGAGUGUUUGGUGGUUGGAAAGGAUGCCAAAGAUGACGGUGACGGCGACCGCGAUGGCGACGACCACUCCUUUCAAAGCUUGAGAGACUUGUGGCUUAAGUCUUUGCCUGGACUAGAUGCGAUAUGUGUCGGUGUCCCACCACCACAUUGCUUUGGUAACCUAAGGAAUAUAAUUGCAAUAGAUUGAAGGUGGUGUUCACAAAGGGAAUGGCACCACAUCUCAGCAACUUGGUGGACAUAUCUGUCAGGGGCUGCGGAGUCCUGCAGAAGUUGAUCGAAGAAGAUGAAGAUGAUGGAAACAACAACAAUGGUGGAUCAUUCUCAUCGUCAUCGUUAUUGACUCUAUCGAAGCUCAGAAAUUUGGCCCUAAAUUUUCUACCGCAGCUUAGCCAUAUAUGCAGCAAAAGCGUGUUGCAUUGGCCAUUGAUCGACAAUGUGUGGGUAAUGGCAUGUCCGCAGUUAAAGAAGACACCACUUUGGGUGCGCAACGCGCGUGGUCUACUUUUCAUUAGAGGAAAAGCCUUAGGACCAGCGUGGAGAGGCGAGGUUGUUGAGAGCUAGUAAUCAAUUAUUUUUUGGGCGCUUUAGACCGUUAAAUUUUAUUUCCCUUUCUUUACUUCAUAAUUUGGUACAAUUACCCUAUUGAACUAUGAUCUGUAUUUUUUUUAUUUUUAAAUUAAUUAAAAUAGGUAUUUAAAUUUUUA
Molecule: messenger RNA, 3254 nt
Organism: Amborella trichopoda
Lineage: Eukaryota; Viridiplantae; Streptophyta; Magnoliopsida; Amborellales; Amborellaceae
Source: RefSeq, a predicted model, not a curated record